AGUACACUGUUAAUGCGGGUCAAGCAUCGAAACGUCAAAAUUGCAUGCGGUUACUGAGUUAUUGACAGAAGCGUCGUGCUUUACUUCUUCUGCAGCAUUUUUAUCAGUCUGUUUAUGAUAAAGGUCAUAAACAUUGGGUGUCCGCUUUUGACAUUGAAAUUUGCGUUUGUUGACAUCGUGACGGUAACAGUUCUGAUUUCUCUUGUUGAAUGCGAAGCUCCAGGUACUUUUAUGUGCGGUAAUAACAUGUCAGUCCCGCUGCCAGCGAUUGUGCCCGCCGCGCGUAAAGCCACGGCUGCGGUGAUCUUCCUUCAUGGCCUGGGAGACUCAGGGCAUGGAUGGGCAGAAGCUAUGGCUGGGAUCAGGACCCCUCAUGUCAAGUACAUUUGCCCUCAUGCACCAGUCAUGCCAGUCACCCUCAACAUGAACAUGGCAAUGCCAUCCUGGUUUGACAUCAUUGGACUCGGUCCUGAUGCAGAGGAAGAUGAAUCGGGAAUUAAAAAAGCAGCUGAAAGCAUCAAAGCUCUGAUCGAUCAGGAGGUUAAGAAUGGUAUACCAGCUCAUAGGAUUAUCCUCGGAGGAUUUUCUCAGGGUGGUGCUCUCUCUCUGUACACGGCUUUGACCACACAUCAAAAGCUGGCUGGUGUUGUCGCUCUCAGCUGCUGGUUGCCCCUCAGGAAAUCCCUUUCACAGUCAGUGAUAAGCACUAAUAAGGACAUAUCAGUGCUGCAGUGUCACGGUGAAGCAGAUCCACUGGUUCCACUUAUUUUUGGCCGUCUCAGUGUGGAAAAACUGAAAACCAUGCUGAACCCCUCCAAUAUCACCUUUAAAUCCUAUGCCAGUAUGCCUCACAGCUCCUGUCCUGAGGAAAUGAUGGACAUCAAAGAGUUUAUUGAGAAGCAGCUUCCACCGUUAAAUUAAUCUAUAAUUAAUCAUUGGCCAUUUGACUCAACCGCUGCUACAUCUUUUUCUGACUGGAUUCUACAAAGCACUUCCAAAUCAAACUUGAACUGAUCUCAAAACUGUUUAGCGGUGACUUUAUCUAAGCUGGAAGCACAGUACUGUACUAAACCACUCAAAUCUGUAGGAGAAUUGCACUCUCUUACCAUAGUAAACAAUAUACUCUUAUAAUAUCUAACUCAGGCUAGUGAUUGGUUAUUGUAUAUCCUAAACUACUGCAAGAAUCUUUUUUCUCAGUGUUUAAUACUCUAUGGCAUUACGUGAUGUAAACACCCAUGUGAUCACUGAACUUUGUGUUCGUGGGUAAAAGGGCUUUUCAUAUUGACUUGGAAUUAAAAAAAAAACAUGAAUACCA
This is a messenger RNA of Paramisgurnus dabryanus, 1315 nucleotides long. It is a transcript of the gene lypla1, whose product is annotated as lysophospholipase 1. Gene Ontology annotation, biological process: protein depalmitoylation. The record is from RefSeq and is a predicted model, not a curated record. Gene Ontology annotation, cellular component: cytoplasm. Gene Ontology annotation, molecular function: palmitoyl-(protein) hydrolase activity; carboxylic ester hydrolase activity. Lineage: Eukaryota; Metazoa; Chordata; Actinopteri; Cypriniformes; Cobitidae.